AAUGACAUGCAUAGAGUGAGUUCAAAUUGCAGAACCCUUGCACGUUUAGUAAUCAUGGCCAGUAAAGACAUACUACUACCAUCGUUGAAUAAGCUACUGUCGCCAGAUCAUUUUGAUAAAAUUGUGAAGUAUGCAAAUGAGCUGUCCUCUGAGGUGCCAUCUCUUGGCCCAAAACUUGGCCAUCUUAUAGGUCAUUGUGUAAUGGUAAAGAAUGGCUAUGCAGUAAGGAAAAAUGACGAGACAAUGUUGGAUGCAUCAAAAAACUUCAAGCAUCUCUUCGAUUCUGAAUGGGGUUUUAGAGUCAAUGCACCAGCAAGGAAAAGAAAGAGGGUUGCCAAUUUAAACAACCCUUCCAAGAUACCUAGCACAAGCGACUUGGUAAAAUUCAGGGAUUUCCUCAUCUUCGAAAUGAAAGAAUCUGAGCAAAUUUUGGAAAGUAAUGAAGAUCAAUUACAUGUAGCAUGGAAUCGGCUAGCAAAGGCCACAAUGUGCCGUUUGAUACUAUUCAACAAACGGAGGGUUGCAGAAGUAGAAGAUUUACCUGUGGAGUAUUUUCAGAAACGUCCCAAAUGGACUUCAACUGAGGAAUUUGAAGAAUCUCUGACAGAUAUGGAAAAAAACUUUGCAAAAAGAAUGGAUUUAGUCGAAGGUUUUGGGAAAUCAAAAAAAAAUAUGAAGGCAUAUAUUCUUUUGACCCCUGAUUCAAAAAGAGCAUUAGAAGUUCUCACAAGACUCAGAUCUGCUGUUGGAGUUAGCCCAACAAACAAAUACAUGUUUGCUAGACUGAAUUCCAAUACACCAUUAUCUGGGACAACAGCAAUGAAGGAGUUGUUGGGAAAAUGUGAAGGAUUAAAACAUCCAGAAAAUAUUACAUCAACAUCAUUGAGAAAAUACAUUGCAACUGUAUCCCAAAUAUUGGAUAUGACACAGGGAGAACUAAAACUACUUGCUAAACAUCUUGGACAUGAUGUAAAAACACACAAGGAAUACUAUCAGUUGUCAUCAUCAGUGCUUGAGCUAUCCAAGGUUGCUAGGAUGCUUUAUGCUGUGGAGAAUGGUCAAGUCAAUGAAUGGGCAGGAAAGAAAAUGAAAGACAUACAGCUGGAAGAACUUCCUGAACCUUUAUCAAAGGAUGGUGAUCUGGAUUAUGAAUUGGCUGGGAAGGAGGAUCAAUCUAGUUCCACUGUAGCUCAGGCAUCUAGUUCCACAGAAGCUCAGGCAUCUAGUUCCAAAGUAGCUCAGGCAUUUAGUUCCAAAGCAGAUCAGGCAUCUAGUUCCACAGUAGAUCAGGCAUCUAGUUUCAAAGCAGAUCAGGCAUCUAGUUCCACAGUAGAUCAGGCAUCUAGUUCCACAGUAGAUCUGGCAUCUAGUUCCACAGCAGAUAAACCAUCUUGUUCAGAUCAUGAACAGCCCUCAAAUUCAGAUAGUGAACAGCCACAGUAUAUUAGAUCAAAAGGUUGUAAAAGAAGAUGGACAGACAAAGAGGAAGAAGAACUGAUGGAAGCAUUUGGGAUACAGAUUAAGAAAAAAAUGAAUGUGUCCACCAAAGCAAUCCGAUAUGCACAGUCAAAAUAUAAAACAUUACGUAGCCGGUCAGAAGCGGUAAUAAGAUCCAAAAUGAACAACAUCAUUUUAGGAAAAGUCCAAAAAAAGAGAUAGACUACAAAUGAAGUCUUUUGCAGGAUUCAUUAUGUUUUAGAAUUAUUUAGUGAAGUUACAUUUCCUGAUCAACAAUUGUCCAUUGUCUUCUGUUGAUUUUUAAUCCAUAUAAAGCACAGUCAGCAUCAGAUUUUCAUUUAACCACUUGAAUUUCUCAUGACCAAAUCAUUUCCAAUAUAAAACAUGCUACAAAUUUGUAAUGUCUUUAAAAGUCUUAACUAAGGGGGGAAACAGCUUGUAUUAUCUCUGGGCACAUGAGAUUAAAUUGUUUUUGUCUUUGUUUUUUGUCCAUUAAACUGUUUAAAAUUUUGAAAAUGUUUCCCCUUUUACAUCAUGUGACUUUAAAAUUUUGUGAAAUACAUCAACACCAUUUUUAAAGAUGUGAGGAUCUUGUUACUUUUAUG
Molecule: messenger RNA, 2063 nt
Organism: Saccostrea echinata
Lineage: Eukaryota; Metazoa; Mollusca; Bivalvia; Ostreida; Ostreidae
Exons: 6
Coding region: 7-1659 (550 amino acids)
Source: RefSeq, a predicted model, not a curated record